This is a messenger RNA of Magnusiomyces paraingens, 1242 nucleotides long. RefSeq lists its product as uncharacterized. The transcript has a single exon. Lineage: Eukaryota; Fungi; Ascomycota; Dipodascomycetes; Dipodascales; Dipodascaceae. The coding region runs from base 1 to 1242 and encodes 413 amino acids. Gene Ontology annotation, molecular function: (S)-2-hydroxy-acid oxidase activity; (S)-2-hydroxyglutarate dehydrogenase activity. The record is from RefSeq and is a predicted model, not a curated record. Gene Ontology annotation, cellular component: mitochondrion.
AUGGCUUUAAUAUUUCGCAAUAUCUCCUCUUUCACAAAAUCUUCAGUCUCUAAAAGACUUUUUUCAUCUUCUGCUCAUAGGAACUCCGAUUAUUCUCAUAUUGUAAUUGGAGGCGGUGUUGUUGGAACUGCCAUUGCAGCAAAAUUAGCGGAAGAUACUUAUAAAAAGACUGGUUCACCAGCUUCUAUAUUGUUAGCUGAACGCCACUAUAGACUUUGCACAGAAACAAGCGCUAGAAAUUCAGGUGUGAUUCAUGCUGGGUUAUAUUUUGCUCCGGAUGCUUUGCGCACAAAGCUUUGUAUAAAAGGAAAAAAUAUGAUUUAUGACGCUGCAAGCAAAGGUAUACCAAUUGAGCUUCAAAGAUGUGGAAAAUGGAUUGUGGCCCAAGAUGAAAAGCAAGCACAAUACUUAGAUGGUCUUUUGAAAAAGGGAACUUCUUUAGGAAUCCCUCUUGAAUUUGUAUCUCUUGACAAGGCAAAAGAAUUGGAGCCGGCGGUUAAAGCAAAUACCGCGAUUUUGAAUUCGCCAUCUACCGGUAUUGUUGACGCUCAUUCUAUUGUCUCGUAUUCUGAAGCAGAGUUUGAGAAAUACGGUGGUGAUAUUUCUUUAUUAACCAGAGUCACCGCCAUUGAAAAAACACCGCAAAAUACUUAUAAAGUCACUUUGAAGAGUCGUUUGUCUGAAGAAGAUACAGAAGAAGAAGAAAUUGUUCUUGAAGCUGACGCUGUAGUUAACGCGGCGGGCCAUGGAGCUCCUGCAGUGUCUAAUAUGCUCUUACCUGAAACUCGUCACUUCACAGCUUAUUAUGCUAAGGGAAGUUACUUUUUAUACCAGUCAUCUCAUCCCAAGGUUAAUCGUUUGAUAUAUCCUUGUCCAUCAGACUAUGGAUCGCUUGGCACCCAUCUCACAAUUGAUUUAGGAGGCCAAAUUAAGUUCGGACCAGAUUUUGAAUGGGUUGAUAGUCCAAAUGAUUUAACGCCUAACCCUGCUAAUCUUCCCCAAGCUAUAGAAGCCAUCACCCAAUAUAUGAUUGGUUUGGAUACUUCAUUACUUGUUCCUGAUUAUGCUGGUAUUCGUCCAAAGAUAAUCAACACAAAAGAUUUUCAAGAUUUUAUAAUCAGGGAAGAAGAAGGGUUCCCAGGCUUUGUCAAUCUUCUCAAUAUUGAAAGUCCAGGCUUAACAUCAUCUUUGGCUAUUGCUGAAUAUGUCAGUAAUAUCUAUAACGGUGUUCCAAACAUUUAA